Messenger RNA from Oncorhynchus keta (chum salmon), 3589 nucleotides. RefSeq lists its product as uncharacterized. The record is from RefSeq and is a predicted model, not a curated record. Lineage: Eukaryota; Metazoa; Chordata; Actinopteri; Salmoniformes; Salmonidae. The transcript has 7 exons. The coding region runs from base 292 to 996 and encodes 234 amino acids.
UCCCGAUGCCCGAGCUCUCGUUUGCUUCACACUGACAUCAUAGCGGAUUACAAUGUCAAAUAUUUUGGAAGCAGCACUAGCCUCCGGUUUUACACCCCGCGAUAGAGAUUCGUCGUUUAUAUUCCAGUCAUUUGAAAUAUAAAGUUGCAAUAUUUUUCGCAUGAAACAUUUUUGGGGGAUGGAAUGAUACAUUCAAGUUAAGGUUCCACAAGGUUUGCAUACUGAACCCGAGCCUGACCCCUGUGUCCCCUGUCUACGGGUCUAUGUAACAGAGAGUGGGUCAGGUCAGGGAUGCUGCAGCAUUGGAGGGAAUCUGACUCUCAUGGCCUGUUUUCAUCUGGAGAGACCUCCGACAAUGACUGUGAGAUGGGGGCAAGUUGUGGAGAAGUUGGCGUAGUGUGUUUGUGUGAGACUGGACCCUGCACACUAUACUCUGAAGCACACACACAGACACCGGACACACUGAAAUGUGAACACUGUGGGAAAAACAGGGUAGUGAUAACCAGGUACUCAGAGGGAUAUGGCACAGAGGAAGAGUGUGCCCUGUCCGAUCCUCAGGGUGACAGCGAUGCAGACGCUGACAUCGAGGACACAGAUUGCAGACUACAGGAGCCAGGUUCUCUCCAGCGAAUCAGUUCGCGGAGACGGAAGCGACCACGAAUAGCACGGCAGGACACCACGGAGAGUGAGGACGAUGGGGGGAGGAGUCACAGGAGUCACCGCUGGAACCUCAGACUCAGUCCCCACCGGGCUCACAACAGAACCUUACUAGAGGAGAGUGUAUCACAGGUCAGACCGUUAGUGAUCUGUCGGCCCAGUAUCAGAGGAGACGGUCAGGGGCCUCCAGUCGAAGGGCCCAGAACUGGCCCAAAAUGGCUCUGGUUCCUGUGGCCCUCGUCUCUCUCCCUGCCUGUCGUUCUCCUCCUCUCCAUCCCUCUCUCUCUCUCCUUAGUCAUCGUCAUCAUAUCUUUCCUGAUGCCUCGGGCCAGUACUUGACCUCACUUCUCUGUUUUAUUUAAUUCAUUGUAAUAUUUUUCAUGGAGUAAUAUAAUUAUGCUUUAAUCACCUCGCGUCACCACAUCAUGUUGUUAAUUAAUGUGUGUAUACUGUAAACAAAUCAUAUUAGACCAUAAGUCAUAGCAGCAUCAGACCAUAAACCAUAGCAGCAUCAGACCAUAAGCCAUAGCAGCAUCAGACCAUAAACCAUAGCAGCAUCAGACCAUAAGCCAUAGCAGCAUCAGACCAUAAGCCAUAACAGCAUCAGACCAUAAGCCAUAGCAGCAUCAGACCAUAAGCCAUAGCAGCAUCAGACCAUAAGCCAUAGCAGCAUCAGACCAUAAGCCAUAACAGCAUCAGACCAUAAGCCAUAGCAGCAUCAGACCAUAAGCCAUAGCAGCAUCAGACCAUAAGCCAUAGCAGCAUCAGACCAUAAGCCAUAACAGCAUCAGACCAUAAGCCAUAGCAGCAUCAGACCAUAAGCCAUAGCAGCAUCAGACCAUAAGCCAUAGCAGCAUCAGACCAUAAGCCAUAGCAGCAUCAGACCAUAAGCCAUAGCAGCAUCAGACCAUAAACCAUAACAGCAUCAGACCAUAAGCCAUAGCAGCAUCAGACCAUAAGCCAUAACAGCAUCAGACCAUAAGCCAUAGCAGCAUCAGACCAUAAGCCAUAACAGCAUCAGACCAUAAGCCAUAGCAGCAUCAGACCAUAAGCCAUAACAGCAUCAGACCAUAAGCCAUAGCAGCAUCAGACCAUAAGCCAUAACAGCAUCAGACCAUAAGCCAUAACAGCAUCAGACCAUAAGCCAUAGCAGCAUCAGACCAUAAGCCAUAACAGCAUCAGACCAUAAGCCAUAACAGCAUCAGACCAUAAGCCAUAGCAGCAUCAGACCAUAAGCCAUAGCAGCAUCAGACCAUAAGCCAUAACAGCAUCAGACCAUAAACCAUAGCAGCAUCAGACCAUAAGCCAUAACAGCAUCAGACCAUAAGCCAUAGCAGCAUCAGACCAUAAGCCAUAACAGCAUCAGACCAUAAGCCAUAGCAGCAUCAGACCAUAAGCCAUAACAGCAUCAGACCAUAAAUCAUAGCAGCAUCAGACCAUAAGCCAUAGCAGCAUCAGACCAUAAGCCAUAGCAGCAUCAGACCAUAAGCCAUAGCAGCAUCAGACCAUAAGCCAUAACAGCAUCAGACCAUAAGCCAUAGCAGCAUCAGACCAUAAGCCAUAGCAGCAUCAGACCAUAAGCCAUAGCAGCAUCAGACCAUAAGCCAUAGCAGCAUCAGACCAUAAGCCAUAACAGCAUCAGACCAUAAACCAUAGCAGCAUCAGACCAUAAGCCAUAGCAGCAUCAGACCAUAAGCCAUAACAGCAUCAGACCAUAAACCAUAACAGCAUCAGACCAUAAGCCAUAGCAGCAUCAGACCAUAAGCCAUAGCAGCAUCAGACCAUAAGCCAUAGCAGCAUCAGACCAUAAGCCAUAACAGCAUCAGACCAUAAAUCAUAGCAGCAUCAGACCAUAAGCCAUAGCAGCAUCAUCGCCCUUUUCCACAACAAUAUUUCUGAACAGGCAGCUUGUGCUCUUCAUAUCUCUUUCUGUCUCUCUCCCUCUCCCACUCAUUUGCAAAAAUAGACCCCUUGGCUUGCUGGUUAUGCUGAAGAUGGUGUGAUAUGUGGGUGGCAAAGGGUUUUAGGGUUACACGUGUUUUGUAGGCUCAAUAGAAAUACAUGUAAAUUACCGACCUAUGCAAUCUACUGUUCCUGCUCUGUCUGUCUGUCUGUCUGUCUGUCUGUCUGUCUGUCUGUCUGUCUGUCUGUCUGUCUGUCUGUCUGUCUGUCUGUCUGUCUGUCUAUUUGUCUGUCUAUUUGUCUGUCUGUCUAUUUGUCUGCCUCUGUCUGUCUGGUAACUGAAUCCAUGCUCUGUCCUUGGCACAUGAGUGAGUGCCCCCCCUCCACACUCUCUCACCCUCUUGUCUCUGAGGUAUUUAGCCUGUGAAUCCAGGGACCCAUAGAUCUAAAUGACAAUUUGGCCUAAUUGAAUGGAAGCAGGAUUGCAUAGACAGCUACUCUGUGCAAUGGCUACGUCUGAGACGGCACCCUAUUUGCUAUAUGUAGGGAAUAGGGUGCUAUGUCAUUCACAGGACUGUAACUAGGUAAGACAGAUAAUCCAGUACACGUAAACCUGUAUUGUACUGUAAGUGUUUGGUUAUGAGGGGACCACCUACUCCUGCUUGUCAACCAGGUUAUUACACGUUUUAUGUUUACUGUAUGAAGGAUGUAUUCACCUCCGGCUUAUAAAGUAUGUCUGAAAUCCACUGCUGUGAUCCACUGUAUCUGGGUCAGAGGAGGCUGGUGGAAGGAGCUAUAUAGGAGGACGGGCUCAUGGUAAUGGCUGGAGUGGAAUAAACCACAUGUUUGACUCCGUUCCAUUGAUUCCAUUCCAGCCAUUAGAAUGAGCCCUUUCCAUAGCUCCCCACCAGCCUCCAGUGAUCUGGGUGUUAGUUAAUUUACAUUUAUAACCCCCCAAAAUUAUCACAAUGUAUGUUCAUCUUUAUGCUUCAUUGGGGCCACAGUAAUCAAAUAAAGCUAUAUUGUAUUU